Molecule: messenger RNA, 930 nt
Organism: Sinocyclocheilus grahami
Lineage: Eukaryota; Metazoa; Chordata; Actinopteri; Cypriniformes; Cyprinidae
Product: low-density lipoprotein receptor 1-like
Exons: 6
Biological process (GO): receptor-mediated endocytosis
Cellular component (GO): plasma membrane; apical plasma membrane; signaling receptor complex
Molecular function (GO): calcium ion binding; hormone binding; protein binding
Source: RefSeq, a predicted model, not a curated record
UGUUCACCCUGAAUGCAAAAGCGAAAAAUGCAAUGUUUAAUGUACAGUUAGUGGGAGCAGAUUGUGGACCAAUGAGAUUUCACAUGGGUGGCGCUACACAGCAGAAAUAGAACCAAAGGUAUCGAUAAAUUGUACUCUCGUCGCGGUCACGGCAGAUUACUGUUAUCACUUUUCACUUUGUUACAAUGUAACCUUAAAAGCAUCAGUAACCAUUUUAUCCUCAAGACAUAAUUAACUAUUUUUCGCUUUCCAGCCUUGCCCACAUGCCGACCAGAUGAGUUCCAAUGUGGUGACGGAUCUUGCAUCCAUGGCAGCCGGCAGUGCAACCACGUAUAUGACUGCAAAGAUUUGAGUGAUGAGCUGGGCUGUGUUAAUGCAACCCAUUGUGAGCCACCACACAGGUUUAAGUGCCGCAGUGGUGAAUGCAUCAGCAUGGAAAAAGUUUGCAACAAGCAACGGGACUGUCGAGAUUGGUCCGACGAGCCAUUACGAGAAUGUGAUUCUAACGAGUGUCUUUACAACAACGGGGGUUGCUCUCAUAUCUGUAAUGACCUAAAGAUUGGUUACGAGUGCCUCUGUCCUACUGGCUUCCGGUUGGUGGACAAGAGACGUUGUGAAGACAUUGAUGAGUGCGCCAACCCAGACACCUGCAGCCAAAUCUGCGUCAACCUGAUGGGUAGUUACAAGUGUGAGUGCGAGGAUGGCUACCAGAUGGACCCAGCCAGCAAGACUUGCAAAGCUAUUGGAACCAUCGCCUACCUAUUUUUCACCAAUCGCCAUGAGGUCAGGAAGAUGACUCUGGAUCGCAGCGAGUAUACACGUGUUAUUCCCCGCCUGAAGAACGUUGUGGCACUGGAUAUGAAUGUUGCUUCCAGGGAGAUCUACUGGUCGGAUUUAUCCCUCAAAAAAAUAUACAGAGCACCAAUGGAU